CGAGAUGUUUGCCGUUGGUAACAGUUGCAAGAGGUCUUUGGGAGGUCUGUCCAAAAGGACUUAUGCUUCCAAAUUACCGGAGCCUCAAAGAAACCCCAAGUUGCCCAACACAAAGCUCUUUAUCAACAAUGAAUGGGUUGAUGCACUCUCUGGAAAAACAUUUAAAGCUGUCAACCCCACGACCGGAGAAGUCAUUACAGAGAUACAGAAAGGUGGAAAAGAAGAUGUUGACAGAGCCGUCCAGGCUGCGAGGGAAGCCUUCAAGCUAGGCGCUCCUUGGAGGAAGAUGGACGCAUCCAAGCGGGGGAUCCUCAUCAACAAAUUUGUCGAUCUGAUGGAGAGAGAUCUAGUUUACUUAUCGAGUUUGGAGGUCCUAGACUGCGGGAAACUUUACAACACACUGAUGAGGACCGACGUACCGACCUCCGGUAAGAACUUCCGCUACUACGCCGGAUUCGCGGACAAGAACAACGGGAUCACGACAGCCAUGGAUGGCAGCUUCCUGUCCUACACGAGGCACGAACCGGUCGGUGUCGCUGGACUCAUCGCGCCCUGGAACUUCGGUGUCGCCUUCGUCGCCUGGAAGCUCGCUCCAGCAUUAGCCGCAGGCUGCACAGCAGUGUUUAAGCCGUCGCAGCACUCGACCCUCACCACGCUGCACCUGGCCGAGCUGAUGAAGGAGGCAGGAUUUCCCCCAGGAGUGGUCAACAUAGUUCCUGGAGGAGGCGAUGUCGGGACUGCACUCGCGGUACACCCUGAUGUCGACAAGGUGUCCUUCACCGGAUCCACAGAGAUCGGUAAAGUUGUGUACCGAAAUGGGUCUGAGACAAUGAAGAGGUUGACUUUGCAACUCGCUGGUAAAUCCCCCAACAUUAUUCUUCCCGACGCGGAUCUCGACCAAGCUGUCGAACAUGGACACUUCGCAAUUUUCAACAACACGGGUCAAUGCUGCACUGCUGGUUCCCGAACAUUCGUUCACGAAUCCAUGUACGAAAAAUUUGUCGAGAAAUCUAUAGCUAGAAUAAAGGCUGUGAAAAUCGGGGAUCCGUUCGACUUGAGCACAAAUCAAGGACCUCAGACUACUGAAGAACAACUGAAUAUCAUUCUGAAGAUGGUAGAACAAGGGAAGAAGGAAGGAGCGAAACUGGAAAUAGGAGGUAACAGAGUGGACAGGCCAGGUUUCUUCAUGGAACCUACCCUCUUCACAGACCUGAAGGACGACAUGACUAUCGCCAAGGAAGAGAUUUUCGGCCCGGUACAACAAAUAUUCUCCUACAAAACUAUCGAUGAAGUAAUCGAAAGGGCCAAUAACACUGAAUACGGCCUGGCCUCCUCCAUUUUUGGCCAAAACAUCGAUCAAAUCAACACCAUCGCCCAGGCGUUGAGAGCAGGCUUGGUUUGGAUCAACUGCUACCAUGCAAUACUUCCUCAGGCUCCCUUCGGCGGAUACAAGAUGUCAGGUUUUGGCCGGGAGGGCGGGCCUUACGGACUGGAAGAGUUCUCCGAAGUGAAAGCCGUCAUCAUGAAGACACCAACAAAAAAUAGUUGAAUAGACUUUUAAAGUACUCUGUCUUGUAUUAAAAAUAACAAGCGAAUCAUCUCAUUGCAUUAUAAUCAAUGUUUGCUUAAUAAUUAUCAAUUUUUGCUAAUGUCAAAUAAUAUAUGAAUUCCAUCUUCAAAUUAAUUGGAAUUCACAGUCUUAUAUUUACAAUUUUGGUUAAUAUCAUCUAUUGGUGAAGACUGAUUUUGGAUAACUGUUAUCAAUUCGAUGUUAAGGUCGAGUAAAAACGUACGGUAACAUCAAAUUUCUCAUUAUGUAGAUUAAUCAAUGUCUGUGAUGUAGUUUUUUAUUUUUGUAAUAAAUGUUAAAUAAUAGAAACAUACCAAAAAAAUAAAGAAAUAUGCGAUAUGAAAAAGUUUAAAGAUUCACUAUAAU
Nezara viridula (southern green stink bug) is the source of this 1936-nucleotide messenger RNA. The record is from the annotation of a GenBank genome assembly. NCBI's taxonomy places the organism in Eukaryota, Metazoa, Arthropoda, Insecta, Hemiptera, Pentatomidae.